Messenger RNA from Leptonychotes weddellii (Weddell seal), 2630 nucleotides. The record is from RefSeq and is a predicted model, not a curated record. NCBI's taxonomy places the organism in Eukaryota, Metazoa, Chordata, Mammalia, Carnivora, Phocidae.
CCCACUGGGGGCCCAGGCUGGGGGAUCUCAGAAUGCUAUAUUGCUUGGAGGUGGGGUUAUGAGGUGGGGUUCCAGUGUCCCUGGGCCCUGCCUGUGACCUGGGUGCUGGUUGGGGGCACAGGCUGGGUCCCCUGUGGGCCUGGACUGGCUGGCUCAAACAGGUCCCCAAUCCUCUGGGUACAGCCUGUCCUAUGCCCCCUGCGGGAUAGUUGUGUCAUCACUCAGUGGGAAAUGGCCUGCAUUUGUUUGCAUUUUUGUGAGGUUCACAGUGCAAUACAAAAUCACAGGAAUCGCGGAGAGCAGUCUCCUUUGGGCAGUGGCGCCAGCCGGGCCGAGACUCCUGACGGUGCUCUGUGCACGGCCUGGUUCGGGGGGUGUUUGGGGCCUGGAGCAGGCCCUGCAGGGGCCAAGGCCACUGAGCUGGGCACCUGGGCCCUGUGCAAAUUGCAUUCCUGGCUCAGCCUCGGCCAGAUGCCCAGGGGCUGUCUGGAGCCAACGAAAAGUUUCACAAUCAGAUUAGAGAAACCAGAGGUUGGGUUUUCAAAUAGAAACCAACGUCUUUGUUAAGAACUGCCUGACCUCAAGGUCCUUUCGUCAAGAAAACGUGCUUCUCGGGGCCCUGCUGACCUCACUCAUUAGAGUGCACGUGAGGCUGCCUGGCAGGAACUAGAUAUCCAGCUGGUCACCUGUCCCCACCUGGCUCGGGCCUGACCUCAGGGCUCCCAGAGAGGAAACACGGCCCUGGGAGAGGCCUGGGGUGGGGGCCGCAGAGAGGAGGCAGGCCGGCAGCAGAGCUGCCAGCCCUGCCCUGCCCUCAUGGGGCUGACCUGGAAGAAGCGGGUCCUAACGGCCCUGCUAGGGGCCGCAGCGGCCUCAGGCCUCACCAUGCUCAUUCUCCUCCUGGUGGAGGCCACCAGUGUCCUCCUGCCCGCAGACACCAAGUUUGGGAUCGUGUUUGACGCCGGGUCCUCCCACACGUCCCUCUUUGUGUACCGGUGGCCAGCAGACAAGGAAAAUAACACAGGUGUGGUCAGCCAGGCCCUGGCCUGCCAGGUGAAAGGGCCUGGAAUCUCCUCCUAUGCCUCCAAUCCUGCACAGGCUGGUGAGAGCCUGCAGGGCUGCCUGGAGGAGGCGCUGGCCCUGGUCCCGGAGGCACGACAUCAGGAAACGCCCAUGUUCCUGGGGGCCACAGCUGGCAUGAGGCUGCUCAGCCAGAAGAACAGCUCUCAGGCAGGAGACAUCUUUGCGGCAGUCAGCCGGGUCCUGGGCCAGGCCCCCCUGGACUUUUGGGGUGCUGAGCUCCUGGCUGGGCAGGCUGAAGGUGCCUUAGGUUGGAUUACCAUCAACUACGUCCUGGGCAUGCUGAUCAAGUACUCCUUCUCUGGAGAAUGGAUCCGGCCUCCGGAGGGGACCCUGGUGGGUGCCCUGGACAUGGGUGGAGCCUCCACCCAGAUCACCUUUGUGCCUGGCGGCCCCAUCCUGGACAAGAACACUCAGGCCACCUUCCACCUCUACGGCUCUGAGCACAGGGUCUACACCCACAGCUACCUCUGUUUCGGGCGGGACCAGAUGCUGACCAGACUCCUGGCUCGGCUGGUGGAGGUUGGCUUGCCCCCAGAGGAGGCCCAGGUGAAAUGGGAUGGCCUGGGGCCCUCUGCUGGGCUCAAGGCCACCUCCCUGUCCUCUUGCAGAGCAGCCCCGGGCCCCUGGUCCGCCACCCAUGUUACCACAGUGGCUACCGGGCCACGCUGUCCCCGGCCACCCUGUAUGAGUCACCCUGUGUCCACACCACACCCCCUCCAGACCUGGCCUGGCACCUCACGGUGGAAGGAACAGGGAACCCUGGGGCCUGCGUCUCCGCCAUCCGGGGCCUCUUCAACUUCUCCAGCUGCGAGGGCCGAGGACACUGUGCCUUCGAUGGGGUCUACCAGCCCCCCGUGCGGGGCCGGUUCUAUGCACGCCCAUCUUACUUCCCCGACCCAGGCCUUCUCCAACUUCUACUACACCUUCCACUUCCUGAACCUCACCUCCAAGCAGCCGCUGACCACCGUCAACGCCACUGUCUGGGAGUUCUGCCGGAGACCCUGGAAGCAGGUGGAGGCGAGCUCGCCAGGGCAGGACCGCUGGCUGCGGGACCACUGUGCUUCGGGCCUGUAUAUACUCACACUGCUGCUCGAGGGCUACGGGUUCAGGGAGGAGACCUGGCCCGACAUCGAGUUCCACAAGCAGGCUGCGUGUCCCACAGGCCGGUGGCACCGAUAUUGGCUGGACGCUGGGCUACAUGCUGAACCUGACCGGCGUGAUCCCGGCCGAGGUGCCCGCCCGCUGGCGGGCGGAGAGCUACGGCAUCUGGGCGGCUGGAGUCGUCUUUGCGGUGCUGACUCUCCUGGCUACUCUUGGGGCUGUGGCAGUCCACCUCCUGUGGCCCCAGGGCUAAGCUGGGCGGCCCCAGGCUGGACGGCUGCACCGGCCAGAGCCUUCCUGAGCUCCUGAGCCCUGUUGGGGCUCCCUGUCCUGAGGGCUCUGGCCCCGUGGGCAGAUGGCCCCACUCGGCCCUCGGGGUGGCUCUCCCCAUCCCGGCCCCUCUGGGUCCCCUUCUCCACCAGGCUUCCCAGGGGGGCGGGUGACUU